AUUCAUUCUCUAUGGUAGUGCUUAACACUACGGAUGCAAUAUUCUUUUGGCCACACGUACACUUCAUGGCGCUGUUUCGUCUUUUCCGUGGCGGGUAAUUUAAGAAGUGUAGUGUCAUCGGAAAGAUAUUUGUUUACCGAAUUGUCAGAUCAGUAAACUGGUUUUGUACAACAAAUAUUAACUGUCUAAACUACCUUAAGACAGAUAUUACAUAUGGUGACUGCUGUUUUUAAAUAACGCGAUUAAGCUGACAAACCAAGACACAGCAGGAUGAAGGUGAAGGUGAUCUUCCCAGGCAAAAUUAAAGUGUGCUUCAGGAAAGGACCAACUGGAUAUCUGAGACAAGAUCCCUCAGAUGAAGCCAAGAGGAUCAAAGACAACCCCAAUCUCCAGGACAAAUCAGCCCCUCAGGGGGAAGACAAGGUCAAGGAAAAUGCUCGCUCUGUUGUCUUCAUGAGAGGAGGAGAUGUGUCAGACAGACAGGAGGUGCUGGGAGAGUAUGUGCUUCAGUUUGGAAAGUACAAAGGCAAGUCAUUCCGGUGGCUGCUUGAGAAUGAUGUAGGCUAUACCAUGUUCUUGACUAAGAAGGUUGAGGACGAGGAGAGAGCCGGACAGUUUAAACCAGAGGGUCCCAAGAAGGACAGCCUACUUUCAUUUCUUGACUACAGUAGAAGCUUCCAGGAAAUCAAGGACCUCAUAAAGUAUUUAUCUGGAAGAUCAGUGGCACCACCUGUAAGAAAUGAAGAUGACAACUUGGUUGGCUUUGGGAUUAAUGCAGACAAGACUUGGUGGGAUAUUUGGGAGAGCAGAGCAGAUGGAUAUGCUGCAUUCAUCCUCCAGAAACAGUGUGUUCCAGGCAGCAAAAUGUAUCGGCUGCAGCAAUACCUCACUCAGAAAAAGAGACAGCUUCAGAGUGUUUCAGAGGAACUUGCUUCCUCUGGCCUUGUAGCAUCUGCCUCUCAUCCUCUAGAAAUGGAGGAUGAUGAAGAAUUGGAGAGAAUGAUGCUUUCUAUAUCCCCAUCAAAACUCCAAGGCCAACUGAGUUCAGAAGUUGUUGGAGUCCCAGUGGUCAAAGGUCUUAUUCUACUGCAUACAAGGGAUGAUUCUGACAUGAAUCAGGAUUAUCUGUUCUGCAUUGAUUUGUUGCUGUUUGUUGUUUAG
Carassius auratus (goldfish) is the source of this 1161-nucleotide messenger RNA. RefSeq lists its product as uncharacterized. The coding region runs from base 271 to 1161 and encodes 296 amino acids. The transcript is spliced from 4 exons. Lineage: Eukaryota; Metazoa; Chordata; Actinopteri; Cypriniformes; Cyprinidae. The record is from RefSeq and is a predicted model, not a curated record.